This is a messenger RNA of Jatropha curcas, 1315 nucleotides long. RefSeq names its product Putative methyltransferase family protein. Gene Ontology annotation, molecular function: protein methyltransferase activity. Lineage: Eukaryota; Viridiplantae; Streptophyta; Magnoliopsida; Malpighiales; Euphorbiaceae. Gene Ontology annotation, biological process: protein methylation. The record is from RefSeq and is a predicted model, not a curated record. Gene Ontology annotation, cellular component: nucleus.
AAUUUGAAAAGAAAAGAAAAAAAAAAAAGAAGCAGCUUUCCUUAUGCUCCGCUUCCAUUCCUCCCAAUUUUGAUUUUACACUCGAACAAAACCAAAAGUAGCAAACCAAGCAAACAGACGAAAUCGACAAGAAGGGGAAAAGAUGAUUGCGAAUGAGUUAAGCAGAACAGUUAACGGAGAAGAAAAGAAACAGGAAGAAGAGGAAAUUGUUUGCUUAGACGAAUCAUUUUUUAUCAAUAACGAUUACCAGUUGAGCACUUUUACAUUUGGGUCUCAUGUACUUGAGCUCUUUUGCCUCCAAUCUGCUUCUACUGAUUUUGACUUAACAGGGCAACUGGUAUGGCCUGGUGCCAUGCUUUUGAAUGAUUAUCUCUCAAAACAUGCUGAGAUGCUUCAAGGGUGUUCUGUUAUUGAGUUAGGAUCUGGUGUAGGAGUUACUGGGAUACUCUGUGGCAGGUUUUGCCGCCAUGUUGUGUUAACUGAUCACAAUGACGAAGUGCUGAAGAUCCUCGAGAAAAAUAUAGAGCUUCAUGCAACUUCUGUGGACCUUAGUUGUUCUGCUGAAUUAGCAGCAGAGAAGUUAGAGUGGGGAAAUUCUGAUCAAGUAAACCAAAUUUUACAGAGAUAUUCAGAAGGAUUUGAUCUGAUUCUUGGAGCUGAUAUAUGCUUUCAGCAGUCAAGUGUUCCGUUACUAUUUGAUACUGUGGAACAGCUUCUUCGCUUUCAGGGAGGACGAUGCAAAUUCAUACUAGCCUAUGUAUUGCGAGCAAAGAUCAUGGAUUCGUUGGUUAUCAAAGAAGCAACGCGGCAUGGAAUGCAGAUUACUGAGGUUACUGGGACCCGGGCUCUUGUUGGUAAUCUUGAAGGAUUCAUAUUUGAGGUUUUACUUGAUUAGGAACAUCAAAUGUGUUUCAUACUGAAGGAUGUGGGGCUAGAAGCACCUUGGAGAAUGGAGAACUUUGUCACAUUGUUAAGGUCAGGAACUCUAGAUGAGCUGCUCGGAAAUGUUUUUACAGAUGGCACUUGGCAAUGGUAAAAAUUUGAGCUUAUGGAUGACUUUCUUGGAUAUUAGCGUUGAAAGUAAUUUCAGAAAUGAAUAAGGAAAGGAACAGGCAGUCUAUGGACCAUAUACACUUUAUGCAGAAAAUAAUCGAGGCCUUUGAUGAAGCAUUACUUUGGUAACCCAGAAAUGGGGUGGACCAUUGUAGCUAUCAUUUCUUGUAAUUUGCUAGUUAACUAUAUUUGAUUCUUACAUUUCUACUGUUAGACAAUUGGUAAUUUGGUAUGCUCAAAUUUUCUCUUAAAUUGCCAGUUU